This is a messenger RNA of Camponotus floridanus (Florida carpenter ant), 4345 nucleotides long. It is a transcript of the gene Syt7, whose product is annotated as synaptotagmin-7. The record is from RefSeq and is a predicted model, not a curated record. Gene Ontology annotation, biological process: regulation of dopamine secretion; calcium-ion regulated exocytosis; regulation of calcium ion-dependent exocytosis. Gene Ontology annotation, molecular function: calcium-dependent phospholipid binding; clathrin binding; SNARE binding. The coding region runs from base 1661 to 2833 and encodes 390 amino acids. Gene Ontology annotation, cellular component: membrane; axon; synapse. NCBI's taxonomy places the organism in Eukaryota, Metazoa, Arthropoda, Insecta, Hymenoptera, Formicidae. The transcript has 9 exons.
GUCGAUCAGAGUGGCGGUCCGCGUUUUGGCGAACGGAGGCCCCGACCUCUCUCUCUGUUGUUGUUGUCUUCUGUCGCGGAUAUUUCCCAGAUGCACGAGCCUCUCACGCGCGACCAAGUCCGGACGGGAUCCGUCCAUUCGCGCUGCAUCUUUUAAAACGACCCGCUCUUAAGAAAACAUGCGAUCUUGCUCUCGAGCGGAUCGAGAUCUCUCCUCGAGCGCGCUCGCAUGAUCCUCCGAGCGAAUUUAUCGAUCCGAGAAUUUGUUGUGCGGAGAGAAGGAAACAGGGAGAGAUCAUAGAUCGCGAUCCGGAAACAGUCUUCCCAUAUUUUCCAUCGGACCGAAGUCGAGUCUCUUUUCCUUCCCGCGUUAGAUGCGCGCGCGAUAAACCCGACAAACGAAAAGGAAGAGAAGUCGUGGGAGAAAAGAAAGGCCAGACAGAGGAAAGAGAUAGAGAUUGUUGAUACGGUGCCUUUCUCGUGGUGCAUCGCGCAUUCGUUUCCGAGACUCCCGAGCUUCUUCCAGUGCGUGUGCAUGUGUGUGUGCGCGAAGGGAAGGCCCUCGUACCCGAAGAGGGAAGCUCCACGGGAGGACCACGCUCGUGAGCCGGAUUCAACGAGGGAUCACGUAUAAUGUGACGGUCGAGUCCCGUUGUCGCGUCGCCAGCGGCGACCCGCUAGUUGUUGUUGUAGUUCGUUGCGUUGUUUGUUGUUGAUUGUUUGGAGCACAAGCACGAUUUUCCGGUGCGUGCGCUCAAACUCGCGCACUUCCAGGGCGCGAGACCAGUCGGUUCGAUACACGAGUCAACGUACGUGACGCGCGCGCGUGUGUGUGUGUCACAUUUUUUUACACGCGUUAUUAAAUAACGGGACUCGCGUUAAUCUAGGACGUUAAAGAGCGCCGUAAUUGCGUGAUCAUUUUAACGACCGUCCUUCGAUGAAACAUAACGAGCGAGCCAGCCACUUGGAAAUUGGGUUAAAAUAGAAUAACUCAACUUGCCUCUCUUUCUCUCUCCAUCGAACCGAACUUCCGCCUUGCAGCGCGCCUGCUGAUGUUUCUUUCGCAAAGACCCUGAUCUCGUUGAAAGUAAACAGUUGUACCAAACUGAAAGAAUAAGAAAGGAAUAAUACAAAUAAAGAAGGGCGAGACGAGGAAACAAGAGGAACUAAUGUAAGUGUAUCCGAUCGAUAGACAUAUAAAACAGAACGUUUAUGUAAGAGAUCGGAAGCGGAAGUCUUCUCGAGCCGAACCGGUAAAAGCUACCGAUACCGCGUGUCAGAUCGAUAGCGGUCGAACGAGAGGUGAAUUACCUGCGUCAACGAGGAACAUCGAAUCGAUCCAUCGAAGCGACUGGGUUCGCGUAUUCGCGCCUCCCAUCAUUGUAAAUCGCCAAGUAUCUUCUUCAUCUCGCGAGACGAAGAAAAAAAGCCACGCUUUAAAAGAGAGCGAGAGAUCGAAGUAACUGGAUCGCCGGAUCAUGAAACGUCAUGUAUCGAUGAGCUGCCAGCGGAUCGGCAAGGGGCACUUUGCCAUCGGGGGAUAAGAAGACGCGAACAAGGGUGCCAGAUCUCUUUUGCGAACGAUUAAGUCGGAUCAAACGGGUUCGCGGAACCCAUCGCGAAUACCACGAAUCUUCGUCUUCUUGAGCACCCGAUAGAAAAUGGAGAUCGCGGCGUCGGCUAUGUUGGAUGGCCUGAAGAACAAUCGUAUCGGGAAGUUGGCGCUGUCGCGCUUCUUGUCGCAGAGUCUAGCGCAAUUAGAGACGACCGGCAGCCCCGCUAGCAAAUCCCCGGCAGGUGGUAGCGGUGGACCCGCGAGCGGCGGCGGAGCUGCGGGUGGGACGGCGGCGCCAGGUAGCGGCGCCAGCAACGUUGGAAGCGGGGAACCCCGUACACCUACCGCCGGGCCGCAGAACAAGCAGCUGCAAAAUGUUAAGGGAGAACACCCCUCGAAAGCGUUUCUACAAAGCAGGUCUAUUUCCCUGGUCGAUAUGUAUAUCGAUAAUUCGGAGCCGAGCGAGAACGUCGGUCAGAUCCACUUCAGUCUCGAGUAUGACUUUCAGAACAGCACGCUUAUUCUGCGCAUCAUACAGGGUAAAGAUCUGCCGGCGAAGGACUUGUCAGGUACUUCCGAUCCGUACGUCCGCGUGACGUUGCUUCCGGACAAGAAACACCGACUCGAGACAAAAAUCAAAAGACGCACGUUGAACCCGAGAUGGAACGAGACCUUUUAUUUCGAAGGUUUCCCCAUACAGAAGCUGCAGAGCAGGGUAUUACAUCUGCAUGUCUUCGACUACGAUCGAUUCUCGAGGGACGACUCCAUAGGGGAAAUGUUUCUGCCGCUUUGCCAGGUCGAUUUAUCGGAGAAACCAUCGUUUUGGAAGGCUCUCAAACCGCCGGCUAAGGAUAAAUGCGGAGAACUUCUAUGCUCGCUGUGCUAUCAUCCGAGUAAUUCCAUAUUGACGUUGACUCUUUUGAAGGCAAGGAAUCUUAAAGCUAAGGACAUCAACGGAAAAUCAGAUCCGUAUGUCAAGGUGUGGCUACAGUUUGGCGACAAGAGGAUCGAGAAACGCAAGACCCCGAUCUUCAAAUGCACAUUGAAUCCAGUAUUCAACGAGGUAUUCUCCUUCAAUGUACCAUGGGAGAAGAUUAGAGAAUGCUCUUUGGAUGUGAUGGUGAUGGAUUUCGACAACAUUGGACGAAAUGAACUGAUCGGACGAAUUCAGCUCGCAGGGAAAAACGGAAGUGGCGCAAGUGAAACGAAGCAUUGGCAGGAUAUGAUCACAAAACCGAGGCAGACCAUCGUGCAAUGGCAUCGCUUGAAGCCCGAGUAAGGGGAACGAAGAUUACCUUGAUCGACGAUAAAUGAUAUUCUAGUCGAGCGAGUCCCUUCCCCCGUCGUACCCUUCCCCUGUGCACCGUACUCGUCAAAGUUACGUUAACGAGGCGACCUUUUCCUUUGCUCGAUAAUCCCCGCAACAGAUAUCUUCUCCCUCUCCCUUCUAUACCAUUCGAUGAGACUGUACUGGACGUAUCCCCCGCAUCGUGUAAGGCACUUAACGACGCUGGUCGUCGGGCAGCCGUGCCGAUCGAGUCGCGUUCAUCGCGAUUAACGGAAGGCAUUUUCGCGUUAUCAUUCGUUGUUGCGAGUCAUCGAGUUGACGAGUGAUAAGGGUGAAAAUUGUUCUUAUCGCUGAUAAAAUGAUGAACCUUGAAGCGUUUCGGUUCGAGGAAUGUUCUAAACGCAUCGUUCGAUACCGUCGAGAUAAGCCACGCUUUCUCGAAUUUCUUGAAGAAAAUUUUUAGUCGAUGACGUCGAUAGCGGCGCAUCAAGGAAUGGAAGAGAGUAACAUAGCUACGGACGAAACUCAGUCUUCCGUCGUAGCAAAAUCAGGAAGCUUUUUACGUCAGGCGCUGCUCUCUUUAUUUUCAUCAUCUCUUCUCCUUCUUCCUUCCCCUUCCCUCCUCACCUUCCGUAUUCACCUCGUUGCCGCCCGGUGCGGUUCAAUGACUACGAAGAAUUAUGCUGUGAAUACCUAAUCUCAGUUAUUCGCUCGAGAACGAGCUCCAAUACGGACGAGCGGAUGUUUAAAUCUUUUAGAAGUUGUUUAAGCGUCUUUCACAGACGUUUCUUUACGGGCUUUUGUAUUAUAUGUUUGCGUCUGCGCGCUUUUGCGGCAAGAUUAUAUCAGAGAAUCGUGCAGACUCUAAAAUUAAAGGGGCAAGUAAAAGAGAUACGUCGAUAUUUUACGAAAAGGAAGCGUUAGUUUUGUGAGUGAACUAUAGUGUUAUACUAGCACACGUGAUAUCAACUUAGCGAUGCGAAUUUUUUGAGAUUCGUUCGCGAAUGAAGAAUUUGUACGUACAAUAUUAAAUUUUAAAUCACUGUGAUCAUUAAUUCAAGAUUAAAGGCGAUAAAAUCGUGCAACGAUACGUAUUGCCUUCUUUUACUUGCUCCUUCAAGCAUCUAGUUAAAGAACAUUAUUUCGCGCCAAGAAAGCGGAACUUGAAAAAUAGCAACAUUUUGAUGAGCUUUCCGAAACGACGUGUACCAUUUCAGCAUGAUAGACAUGUUAUAAAUCUGCAUUCGUAAUAUUUAUAUUUACGAUAAACGUUAUUAUACGCAUUUUUAGAAUUACAUGACCAGGAUAGACCGAUACGUGGGCGAGAAACAUGCGCGCGCAUUCGCAUCACCGUUAUAUUUGUAAAAUUCAUCCUUUUCAGGAUGUCAUCGAUUAAAAAUCUUAGCGAAGGUAAGCGAGAAUUGUUAUGCUAAAUAUACAUGCGUACACAUUUAUGUUUUCUUUAAAUCUACUUUUAUAUGUAUUUACUUUUUAUUUUGAAAA